Molecule: messenger RNA, 1950 nt
Organism: Orcinus orca (killer whale)
Lineage: Eukaryota; Metazoa; Chordata; Mammalia; Artiodactyla; Delphinidae
Gene: CPN1
Product: carboxypeptidase N subunit 1
Exons: 9
Coding region: 443-1831 (462 amino acids)
Biological process (GO): proteolysis
Molecular function (GO): metallocarboxypeptidase activity; zinc ion binding
Source: RefSeq, a predicted model, not a curated record
GAUCAAAAGGACAGAGUGUUCUAUUUUAAUACCCUUUCCUAUAUUGUAAUAUAGGGAACAAGGACAGGCCAAGCUUCUCAAAAUUCUCCGGGAAUCAAAGGGUUAUAAGCAGCUAUUUAUUGAAGCCUGUUUACAGUCCAGUUAAUCAGUAAACCAGAAUCAGUGAAACUACCCAAUCUGAAGAAGUGCAAAAACCUUUCAAAAGGUUUUCAUGGAUUAGGAGAGGCAGAGAAAUGGGGGAGGGGAGAUGAGUGCCUAUUCCAGAGCUACAUAAAUAACUUCUGGCUUUGGAGGGACAGUUCUGAACUUUCUUCCCAGGCACUGUCACACUGGUGUUUACUGGCGGGAAACUAGGAAAAGCUGGUUCUUGGCCCUUGGAUUUUGACUGGUUACUGGGAGAAGCGGGGCCCAUUUUAGUGGGUCUCUGAAAAAGCCCAGCAAGAUGUCAGACCUGGUCUCAAUUUUCCUCCAGCUCCUUCUCUUCAAGUUGGUUGCCCCGGUGACCUUUCGCCACCACCGCUAUGAUGACCUCGUGCGGACGCUGUACAAGGUGCACAAUGAAUGUCCCCAUGUCACGCGGGUUUACAGCAUUGGGCGCAGUGUGAAGGGAAGACACCUCUACGUGCUGGAAUUCAGUGACUACCCUGGAAUCCACGAGCCCUUGGAACCGGAAGUCAAGUAUGUGGGGAACAUGCACGGCAACGAGGUGCUGGGCCGCGAGCUGCUGCUGCAGCUGUCGGAGUUUCUGUGCGAGGAGUUCCGCAACAGGAACCAGCGCAUCGUCCGGCUGGUGGAGGGCACGCGCAUUCACAUCCUGCCGUCCAUGAACCCCGACGGCUACGAGGUGGCCGCCGCCGCCCAGGACAGGGACAUUUCUGGGUAUCUGGUUGGCAGGAACAAUGCAAACGGAGUGGACCUGAACCGCAACUUCCCUGAUCUCAAUACCUACAUCUACUACAAUGAGAAGAACGGAGGCCCCAACCACCACUUACCCCUUCCAGACAACUGGAAAAAUCAGGUGGAACCCGAGACCCAGGCAGUGAUCCAGUGGAUCCGCUCCUUCAACUUUGUCCUUUCAGCCAAUCUCCAUGGAGGGGCAGUGGUGGCCAAUUACCCAUAUGACAAGUCCCUUGAGCACCGGGUCCGAGGUUUCCGCCGCACUGCCAACACCCCCACGCCUGAUGACACACUUUUUCAGAAGCUGGCCAAGGUCUACUCCUAUGCACAUGGAUGGAUGCACCAAGGUUGGAACUGUGGGGAUUACUUCUCAGAUGGCAUCACCAAUGGGGCUUCCUGGUAUUCUCUCAGCAAGGGAAUGCAAGACUUUAAUUACCUCCAUACCAACUGUUUUGAGAUCACGCUGGAACUGAGUUGUGACAAGUUUCCGCGGCAAGAGGAAUUACAGCGCGAGUGGCUGAGUAAUCGGGAAGCCCUAAUUCAAUUCUUGGAACAGGUACACCAAGGCAUCAAGGGAAUGGUGCGCGAUGAGAAUUAUAAUAAUCUUGCGGACGCUGUCAUUUCUGUCAGUGGGAUUAACCAUGAUGUCACUUCAGGUGACCAUGGAGAUUACUUCCGGCUGCUGCUUCCAGGUACCUACACUGUCACUGCCACAGCACCCAGGUUUGACCCAGAGACAGUGAGUGUGACCGUGGGUCCUGGGGAACCCAAACUGGUUAAUUUCCAACUCAAGAGAAGCACCCCUCCAGCAGCCCCUAAGAGGAGAGGCCCCAACUCAGGGCAUAGAGGCAGAGUCUUACCAAAGAAAGUACAGCCCCGGGCAGCUAGGAAAAAAGAGAUGAUGGUGAAACAGUCCCAGAGAGUCCCUGCCUGAAAUCCACAGUCCCCGGGGCAACACUUUAGAAAGGCUUUGUUCCCACUCUCACACCAGAUGAAGCAUUCUUUCUAUUUUAUUAUCUGAGACAUAUUUAAAUAUAAACAUAUUCAGAACAA